This is a messenger RNA of Pedinophyceae sp. YPF-701, 1365 nucleotides long. NCBI's taxonomy places the organism in Eukaryota, Viridiplantae, Chlorophyta, Pedinophyceae. The record is from the annotation of a GenBank genome assembly.
AUGAGGAUCGAGGAGGUGGCUUCGACGUCGAAGCAGGCCCGCGUGGCGACGCACACGCACAUCAAGGGGCUCGGGCUGGCAGAUGACGGGACGGCGCUGCCCAUGAGCGCAGGCUGGGUCGGGCAGGAGGAGGCCCGGGAAGCCUGCGGCGUCGUCGUUGAGAUGAUCCGACAGAAGAAAAUGGCCGGCCGCGCGCUGCUCCUCACCGGCGCCCCCGGCACCGGCAAGACAGCCCUGGCGCUGGGCAUCGCACAGGAGCUCGGAACCAAGGUGCCCUUCUGCCCCAUGGUAGGCAGCGAGGUCUACUCCAGCGAGGUCAAGAAGACCGAGGUCCUCAUGGAGCACUUCCGCCGCGCCAUCGGCCUGCGGAUCAAGGAGAACAAGGAGGUGUACGAGGGCGAGGUCACGGAGCUCACGCCGGUCGAGACGGAGUCCGCGGGCGGGUACGGGCGCGUGGUGUCGCACGUCGUCAUCGGGCUGCGCACGACCAAGGGGACGAAGCAGCUGAAGCUGGACCCGUCGAUCCACGACGCGCUGACGAAGGAGAAGGUCGGCACGGGCGACGUGAUCUACAUCGAGGCGAACAGCGGCGCGGUGAAGCGCGUGGGGCGCUGCGACGCGUACGCCACCGAAUUCGACCUCGAGGCCGAGGAGUACGUGCCGCUGCCGAAGGGCGACGUGCACAAGAAGAAGGAGAUCGUGCAGGACGUGACGCUGCACGACCUGGACGCCGCGAACGCGCGCCCGCAGGGCGGGCAGGACCUCAUGUCGGUCAUGGGUUCCAUGAUGCGCCACAAGAAGACCGAGAUCACGGACAAGCUGCGGCAGGAGAUCAACAAGGUCGUCAACCGCUACAUCGACCAGGGCGUCGCGGAGCUCGUCCCGGGCGUGCUCUUCGUCGACGAGGUCCACAUGCUCGACAUCGAGUGCUUCACGUACCUCAACCGGGCGCUCGAGUCCCCGCUGGCGCCGAUCGUGAUCUUCGCGACGAACCGCGGGGUGUGCGAGAUCCGCGGGACGGACAUGACGUCGCCGCACGGCAUCCCGGUGGACCUCCUCGACCGGCUAGUGAUCAUCCGGACGCUGCCGUACACGCCGCAGGAGAUCGUGCAGAUCAUGGCGAUCCGCGCGCAGGUCGAGGGGAUCGCGAUCGAGCAGACGAGCUUGGCGCACAUGGGGAAGAUCGGGGAGCGGACGAGCUUGCGGCACGCGGUGCAGCUGCUGACGCCGGCGAUGGUGCUGGCGCGGACGAACGGGCGGGACGAGAUCUGCGAGGCGGACGUGGACGAGAUCAACGGGAUCUUCCACGACGCGAAGCACUCGGCCAAGCUGCUCGUCGAGCAGGCCGAGCACUACAUCAAGUAG